AUGAAAUUGGAUCCUACUGUAAUGAGGACCAUGAGUGGCCAAGACUUUCGAGUUUUAGAAGCUGUUGAAAAAGGAAUGCAACGGCAUUCGCUGGUUCCCGCCCCUCUGAUUUCCAGUUUGGCAAGCUUGAGACAUGGAGGAACGGGCAAGAUUAUUUCUUCCCUUCUUAGAGAUAAAUUGCUGUCUCAUGACAAGUCUUGUGGUUACGACGGAUAUCGUUUGACCAAUGCGGGAUAUGAUAUUCUGGCAUUACAUCAUUUGAAAUCACGAAAGCUGAUUGCAGCUAUUGGGGAUCGGAUUGGAACUGGAAAGGAAUCUGACAUUUAUUUAGCCGUUCAUCCGAAUGGAAAUCAAAUUGUGUUGAAAUUCCAUCGGCUUGGUAGAACUUCCUUUCGAAAUGUCAAAAAUAAGAGAGAUUAUUUCGUGUACAAUCAACGAGGCAAAGGAGGAAACCAACCGGCCGCCAAUUCAUCCAGCUCAUGGCUCUUUCUCAGUCGAAAGUCUGCAUUGAAGGAAUAUGCCUUUAUGAAAGCCUUGUACAAUGUCGAUUAUCCUACACCUCAGCCAAUUGCACAUAACCGACACAUCGUCGUCAUGAGUUUGGUCCGAGGUGUGCCGUUGUAUCAGGUGACAUCCCGUAACCUUUCUGCCGAACAAGCGGCUUCUAUCUUUCACCAAGCUAGCGAUUUGGCCCUUCGACUAGCCAAGCAUGGUCUGGUCCAUUGUGAUUUGAACGAAUUCAAUCUCUUGGUAGAUCUGUCUGGAAUUCAGCAGAAGGCCUUGUCGCAAGAACACGAUCCAUAUGUGCGACAUUCCGGUCUAUCUGUAGCAGCAGAAACGGCACCCGGUAUGCUGAGCGCCCGUGGACCUUGGGAGCCAGAACAUUUGCAACAACAUGCCCCUGAUGCUGGAUCCCUCAAUUCGGACGACAAGCCACCCGAACCCGUUUUACUAUUGGACAGUGGUGAACCAAAGCCGAUCGUGACAUUGAUUGAUUUUCCACAAAUGGUCAGCACACAACAUCCGAAUGCCGAGGAACUUUACGAACGUGAUACAGCAUGUCUAUACAAAUUCUUCACGCACAAGCUUCACUUUCGAAUUCCAAAAUCGGACGAAGGGAGUCUGUUUUUGAGUUGGGACGCCGUUCAAAAAGUAAUGAAGGAACAAGCUGAAAAUCAAAAAGUGGAUGAACUUGUUGAUGAAGAGAAUGAUGAGGACAAUGAAAGUCAAGCUGUGGUGGAUACUACCGACAGCAGCAUCUGUCUAGCCAGCAGGUCACAACUACGACUGGAUCAACAACUCAAGGCUAGUGGAUACUCUCAAGAGGACUCGAACCGAGACAUGGAAUUGUACUAUUAUUACAGCGAAUCAAAAAAGGGGGCGGCAGCUGAAAACGAUGCAAUCGACGAAGAAAAGGAGGGAGAAAAUGAUGAAGGAGAGGAUGACGCACCUGCUGAUCCAAUUGGAGAAAAGGAUGCCAGUGACGAUGAUGAUGACUAUUCACUAGAGUCGGCAGAAGAUCGAUCGGUCAUGACUAAUCGAUCUGCCUUUUUGGAUGGGGAAUUGGCAAACUUGUCUAGAGAGCAAUUGGAGGAAAAGGCACGUCAGCGAGUUAAGCAACAGCUGGAAAUUCAAAAGAAGAAGGGUCGCCAACGAGGAGCCUUCCGUAAGCGCAAUUCCAACAAGACGUAUCUGAAGGGAAAGCGUGUCUAUCAAGAUUUUGGCAUCUAA
This is a messenger RNA of Cylindrotheca closterium, 1731 nucleotides long. The record is from the annotation of a GenBank genome assembly. NCBI's taxonomy places the organism in Eukaryota, Bacillariophyta, Bacillariophyceae, Bacillariales, Bacillariaceae.